Molecule: messenger RNA, 1631 nt
Organism: Leguminivora glycinivorella
Lineage: Eukaryota; Metazoa; Arthropoda; Insecta; Lepidoptera; Tortricidae
Exons: 2
Coding region: 93-1277 (394 amino acids)
Source: RefSeq, a predicted model, not a curated record
UUUUGCAUUCAGUCGAUGAGCCGAUUUAUUUUAAAAGAAUAAAAUUAAUCUUAAAAGCGAACAUUUUGAUCAGACUUAUUUCAAAAAUAACAAUGAUAGAGCGAUUGCGGCCAUCAUUACUCUUGACCUGCAUACUUUUAACUAUACGAGAAUUACCCUGCACUGUACUUGAAGUAGCUUCAACUUCUAACCCUGCUUCUGACACAAUCUUUCUUCAAAGUCAUAAAUUCGGAAUAUCCAUUACAAAUUCUACCAACAAACUCGAUACUAUAAUGCAGAACACCAAGAGUGGUACUUCUGUAUUACUAUCAAAUACUGAAUCAACUAUCAAAAAUAUGCAAGCAUUUCAAUAUGUAAACAAUUCCAAGUCAAGAAGAAACGAUAACACUACGGAGCAUAUGGACGUAACACAAUCUGGAAAACCAAAAUUAUUUUACAAAACCAAGUCCCCUGGAAAAAGAAUACGAUACCGUCGUGCUAGAGAUAAAGAACCUCCAAGUCAGUCAGAGCUUCAACCGGAGGGCUACGUUUAUGACCUUAAUCGUUGUCAAUAUGUAGACGAUCGAGUUUUGUGUGGCUAUGAUAAAAACCCAGAUGAACCCAGGAAAAAAGAAGUCAUUGAUUUAGAUGAUCUUUGCAGAUCUCAUGGAGACAGAAUAGAAUGUGGCUAUGUGACUGGUCCUUACCCUGAUCCAUAUAAUCCAGACCCGGAAAAGGAUAAGAUUGCUAAGAUAGUUUUAUCGAAUUAUUUUAGUAAUAUAGCGCGAUCUGGUGGUAAUCUUGAUUUAAAUGAUACAAAUGACUACAGCGAAGCACUGAGAAUGGGAAGUGGUCCAAACUCAUUACAAAACGAAAUAGUAAAAUUGAGAGUUGAAAUUUCAAAACUUGUGGCUGCACUUCCAGGAAAUACUGGAAUUCCUUCUGUAUCCAAUAGAGUUCUUAAUACCACUCCUUAUACCAUUCCUAUGUCUACAAAUACUGAUGCUUCUACUAAAGAAACGACCAAAUUACUUCCAGAACAAUAUUUAGAUCUAUCGAAAAUACUAAAUUUACGUAGUGGGACUACUUCAAAAUUAACUCUUUCACAUCUUAUGUUUGGCACUGAGGUUACAACUCCUAAGUAUGUUAAAAAAGAGAGCGAGACAAAAUGUGUCGAGAAAGGCGGGCGUAUAUUUUGUCCUACAGGUGAUACAAUCCCAAAGCCUUUUGAGAAAAAGGGAGAGAAAAAAUGUGUAGAGAAAAAUGGAAAAAUAUACUGUCGUACAAUAUUAAUAUAAUGAAAAUGUAUUGUAGAAGUAAAAGUAUUUUAGUUUGUAGGCAAGUAUUAGCCCAAAUGAAAUAUGUACAGUGAGCUGCAAAAUUACUUGGAUAAUUUAUGAUAUUUUUUUGAUAAAUUCGUCAUGCACCUCUGCAGCUCGCUGUACCUACUUUAUUCGUACUUAUGUCUGUAGGUACUUAGAUUGAUAAUUCAGCUACUUUAAAACUACUUACAUUAACAAAAUGUACGAUUUGCUUACUCUACACAACUUUUAAACACGCCAAAUAAAUUAAAAAAUCAUAGUCAUACGUCUCAUAAAAUGUUAAUGCUUAUAUCGGUAAGUUGACUCCGUAAGUCCAUAUUUAAACAAACA